Molecule: messenger RNA, 4247 nt
Organism: Larimichthys crocea (large yellow croaker)
Lineage: Eukaryota; Metazoa; Chordata; Actinopteri; Sciaenidae
Product: hippocalcin-like protein 1
Exons: 5
Coding region: 514-1095 (193 amino acids)
Molecular function (GO): calcium ion binding
Source: RefSeq, a predicted model, not a curated record
ACCAUCCCCCCGUUUAAAUCCACUCCAACGGCGCUCACCACUUAAACACACUGUCCCUCCGCUGCUAUCCCAUCCUAAAGUCCGGCCCCUUGGAGGAGAGACCAGCUCCAGCCAGCACCGCAGCACCAUCACUGCUGCCUCUCGCCUGCACGGUAACAUGGUUUGCAGGGCUCGGCUGCUGUAGCCAAGGGCCACUAAGUCAGUCACACAGCCAGUCAGUCAGUCAGUCAGUCAGUCCAGUCAGUGUGUGUAUGUGUGUGAGUGUGUGCAGUAAGCAGUAAGCAGUAAGCAGACGGAGAUCUCGGUCGGUCCCGCAACAUUAUUCAUCAGGAGCACCAGAGGAAGGAGCGAACCGAGCAUCUCCUGCACCGGCUGUCCUGCACAGGAGCAGGGGUACCCUCCUCCUCCACACCGCAGACACUACAUCGGCUUUAUCGGGGGUGUGAAAGGCGGCCUGACUCGUGCUAUUGUCACUGUUGUCGUCAAGGAAACGAAGAGUCCUGUCCCGUUGCCAUGGGGAAACAGAACAGCAAGCUGCGGCCAGAGAUGCUGCAGGACCUCCGGGAGAAUACUGAGUUCUCCGACCACGAGCUGCAGGAGUGGUACAAGGGUUUCUUGAAGGAUUGCCCAAGUGGAACCCUGAAUGUGGAGGAGUUCAAGAAAAUCUACGCCAAUUUCUUCCCUUAUGGUGACGCCUCCAAGUUCGCUGAGCACGUCUUCCGAACUUUUGAUACCAACGGCGAUGGGACGAUAGACUUCCGGGAGUUCAUCAUCGCCUUGAGCGUGACGUCACGGGGAAAGCUGGAGCAGAAACUGAAAUGGGCCUUCAGCAUGUAUGACCUGGACGGAAACGGGUACAUCAGCCGCGAUGAGAUGCUGGAGAUUGUGCAGGCCAUCUACAAGAUGGUGUCAUCCGUGAUGAAGAUGCCAGAGGAUGAAUCCACGCCGGAGAAGAGGACAGAUAAGAUCUUCAGACAAAUGGACCUCAAUAAUGAUGGCAAAUUGUCCCUGGAGGAGUUUAUCAAAGGUGCCAAAAGUGACCCCUCCAUCGUCCGGCUACUCCAGUGCGACCCCAGCUCGGCCUCCCAGUUCUGAACCCGCCCCCCCUCCUUCCUGCCUUGCUACGACCCUUUCUUCCUCACCCUCUCUGUUGCUAUUGAAACAGUCACUCAAAUCAAUGCAUGAUGGUUCUCGUCUCUCAUCUUUCAUCUUUUUUUAAUUCUCGGUUGUCGGUUGUUGUGUGCGAGGAUGGAGGAGGAAUUUUAAAGAGGCUAAGAAAAAUCAUCUCGAUCGUUUUACUUUGAUUUUUAUAUUUGUGGAAAGUGAAGGGACGUUUAAUGAUCUGAUGUUCCCGAGGAUCUCUCUCUCUCUCUUUCUCUCUCUCUCUAGAACGUCAUGUUUUUUUGUUUUGUUUUUCAGGGUGGGGAUGGCUGGCUUAGUUUGUCCUCUAACACACGUGUAUAUCAUGUAUAUACUCUACGUCUAUGUAUAUCAUAAGAUGAAGUACAUUCGUCUUCAUGUAUGGUGCACACUUUCUGGCAUUGAAAGGCAGUAUUAUGUAGCUUCCUGGUCUGAUUGGAAAGGAUGAUCGGGGUGUUGGUGGGUGGGAGGGUAGGUCGUUAUUGGGAUUUUACUGCUAUAUGAUCUUUCGCUGAGAAAAAGAAGGCCUAAGAUCCCAUUAGGUUUUUAUCGAUAUAUAUAUAUAUACAUAUAUAUACUGGCAUUUUGUUGAUUUUUACAUUUCAAAUGUUUUUCAUUUGUACAUAUUGUUUUCCUCCUUCAUGUUGUUUUAUUUAUUCAUUUUUAUUCUUACUCUAUUAUUGUGCUUUUACUUUGAUAUGUUGUUAAAGAUGAUAAUGAUAUCCCAGUUUACAGUGACAGAGAGAGAGAGAAAAUGUCAGUUAUGAUUGAUCUCUUUGGGGAUUUGUGGAUUUGUCAAAGUGGAAGUUUUGUGAAAAUUCGAGGGGAUCCUGUAAUGCAUUUGAUCAAUGACACCAGUAGCACAUAUCGUUUCAGCCGCCAUGUGUUUAUAAAGUAUGGCUGUGCAUUUGGUGUGAAUGCGUGUGUGUGUGUGUGUGUGCAUGUGAAUAUGCACUGUAUGCUUGAAGCUAACUUUUACAGUAUUAUCAUGUUAUUGUGUUGUUUCUUAAUUUGUAAGUAUUUUAAAGUUCUUUAACAACGAGCAGUAAACUUAAGAUAGCCGUAACCUGUCACUAUACUGCAUGAUCCUACGAACCAGACAAAAUCCACAAAAAACAGUUAACGCACAGCAGUAUCUUUUUGUAGCUCUGCAGCCUCCUCAGCACUGUACCAGGCAGAAAUGAUUAAAUAUUUGUCUUGCUUUGGGACAAACCCUCCUCCCCUCCUCUCUCUCUCUCUCUCUCUCUUUUCCUCUGACAGACAGAGAACUCACUAAGGGCUCGUUCAUCACUCUCUAGCUGAAUGCUUUUAUAACCUCCUGGAUUAGUCUGCUUACAGAGCAGUUAGAUGAAGGGACAUGUUUCAGGACAUUCUUGUUCUGAUUCGAGUUUUCAGGGUUUCCAGACAGACCGUAUGUAGGAAACUUACAGAGAUCAGUGGCUGUGCGUACAUUAGCACUGAUAAAAAAAAAAAUCCUCAAGUAACAUUUGGGAUGCUUAUUCUGACAUUUAAUUAAUUUUCCGAAGCACCAAACAGUGAAACACUCCAUCAAGUAAGACUUCGAUAAUAAUAGAAAACACAACUUUGACUGAAUGAAACAUUUGAAAUGCUGUGCACGUGUAAACAAAGCCACUGGUUGCAGCAAUACCAGCGCGACUCCCAUGUAAUAAUGAUUUGAGGCCCCCAUUGUCAGAUCACUUGCCAUCUUCUGUUUUAGAGGUUCGAUGCAACACAGAUUAUGUUUGUGAAGAAGCUAAGUGUUGGGCAGAGUGGAAAGAGUCAGAAUGUCUAUAUGAAAAUCUUUUAGGUGGACCUUUUCCCUCAAUGUUAACACUAAAGUCUCAAAGUUUCUUUAAGUGAUGCACAGGGAGGUCAAGCCCAAGCCUUCCUUAACUGAAGACCAUACAGAAGCGAUAAUUAUUGUGAAAUAUAAUAAGCUAUACUGGUUUAAUAAUUUAAUAAUAUGCUACUUUAUAUUUACUUUAUAUGAUAUGUCAUUUAUCAGGAAAACUUUUCAAAUUAACGUUUUUUUUUUCACUCAAAACAUAUGAUCGGUUUAUAAAAUACAUAUUGCUAUGUUUGUUAUAGAUUAAACUGCCUCAAACGAUACAAAACAGUUAGCUCCAAACUUUAAAAAUACUGUUUGAAUGUCAAUGCAUCAAUAAUAAUGAUACAUUAAUAUGAUAACAUACACACUAACAGGGGUUGUUAUAAAUAAGGAGCACUUUUUGGAUAGUUUGUAUAGUAGUAGUAGUAGUUUGUUUCCAGUACUUCUGGAUUUUUAAGUAAGUCUCUUCGUAGUGCUGUAAGUAAAUGGUCUGAAUACUUUUUUCACAUCUGGUAUUUAGCAAAGCCCUAAGUCUCCUCAUAUCUUUACCUUUACCCUCCUCUGUAAAAAGGGACAAGGAUUGAGUAUUUAUUCUUUGAGUCUCAAUAUGUUAUAAAAUCCUUUUGAAAAGGCACAUUAACAUGCUUCAUCGAAAAAUCAGACUAUGGUAAUUAUUUCAGGUGGGUUAACAGCUCCAUAAAGAAGGUUUAGACAAGCUUCAUUUCAUACACCGCAGAAGGUGAGGAGUAAGGUCCUUCCACACUUUCAACACACAUGGAUGAUUUCCGUGUCUGCCUGCUAUCAUACCAGACUAUAAAAACUAUAUUAACUGUAAUAUGUGCGUUGCCCAACAUCCUGCAUGUAACGGUGGCAUAGUGAACUAUCAAUGAGAGUCUGAGAGCUGUGCUGGUGCAGCUGCGUCCGCGUGACAUUAGGACGGACCAGAGGUUAACUUGUACCAAACAUUUGCACAGGAGCUUCCUAACCAGCCUCUGCUUUGGGGAUCCUAUAGUGUCACUGCCUUCUGCUGGUAGGAUAAGGAACAACAAUUGCUAUCCCCUGAUCUACUAUACUUACACCCUUUUCUAUUCUCACUGCCUCUGAUGAACUGGUACCUUGUGUUGGAUAAAUACACCUCCUUCUUUCUUUCUUCCUUCCUUCCUUCCUUCCUAACCUCCCUUUCUUUCCUUCCUAUUUUUCUGUUGCAUGAAAACCUCACGUGAGGAUGUCAUGUUUGUUCCGUUGGACCUGAGAGCAAAAUAUACCUAUGUGUUUCAAA